Molecule: messenger RNA, 2080 nt
Organism: Triticum aestivum (bread wheat)
Lineage: Eukaryota; Viridiplantae; Streptophyta; Magnoliopsida; Poales; Poaceae
Exons: 8
Coding region: 1-834 (277 amino acids)
Source: RefSeq, a predicted model, not a curated record
AUGAAGACGCCCGUGAAAAAACCUAGAUCGAGCAGUCAAAAGGAUCACGUCCUCCUCGUUCCUUCCACUCCCUCGCCUCCUCCUUCCUCCCCAUCCGGCGGCGCCUCCUCCCUCUUUCCCACGGCCUCCCGCAUCGUGCCGCCACUCCUCCUCUCUUCUGGAGCCGCCACCGGCUGGCUCCUCCUCCUCUCUUCUGGAUCGGGCGCAGCCGCCAUAGAAGAGCAUGGGCUCGAACUGAGUGAGGAAGAGGUGGUUUGCGGCCAUGCAGGUGAGGAGGGCAGCCUUCCGCUGAACGCCACCGUCCUCUCCUCGAGCGCCUUCGCAGCCAGAAGAGGCAGAUAUGUACGGAGGAUCCACGAGCUUGGUGCCAUCUGUCCCGUCCGUCGACGCCCACCCCCUCUUCCCCAACGCGUAGGUGCUCUAUUCACUUGCGUCUUCGCUGCCUCAAGUGUGCCAGCUGUAGAUGCGACCACCAGCUGUUUGUAUAAAUCCUCAAGGAGGACUGCUCUGGGGAGGACAUCACGUGUGUUUGAAAGAGAGGGAUGGAAAAGAGGGGGCUGGAGUGAGAGGAGAAGAGGAAGGAAUCGAACCACAUGUUAUUUCUUUGUCAUCGACGUCAUCCCACCAUUGUAUAGAUUUUCUUGGAUGACAUGCGGCCCAUACUCUCGCCCCUUGUCCUCCAUCUCUGUUGGUCGUGCAGGAUGGUCUGCUAAUUUCCCUGAUGCUUCAUCAGGUUUUGGAAGCAUCGGGCUAAGGGGUGAUUAUGCUCAGAUUUUGAUGCAGUUUAGGUCUGACCAGCACAAGUGGCAACAGGUAGUAGUGGAGAAGGCAUGAAGAGGCCCACAUAUGAAAAUCUCAACUAUUCUAGGAUUUUCGAGCUGCUGACCAUGUGAUUGGUAGCCGACGAUUUCUUCAUGGGUUGCUGAUUUCUCAAGUUUUGCCUCACACAAAAGAGGGCUAGCAACACCUUUGACAGAAACAGCCAACAUUCAGUGCAGAUCCGGUAUAUUCUGGUUGUCUUCCAUUUAGUUGACGGCAUGCAAGACUGAUCUGAUGCAUCUACUGCUUGUUGACUUGGUUAUAUUUAUCUAUAAAGUGGCAGUGGUGUAGAAUAUAUCCUCUGCCAUGGAAGGAGGUAUUUGAUGCUGUCAGAUGGCAUAUAGGUCAAUAAUGAGGUGACUGCCGGGGUAAUCUCAGGAAGGGACAAUGACACAAAUUAACUUUGUUGACAAGCCCACGAUCACGGGGAACAAGCCGUCCUGCCGUGUUUCCAUGUACUGCAAGUUGACGACAAGUUCAUUGUUGAUGCCAUGUAAUUUCUUACAAAAAUACAUGUGGUACAGGUAAGCAUGCUAUUACCCGCCAUUGUGUGUGUUUUGCAUAUUUUUCUAUUCAAUACUAUGAAGUUUUCCUCUGUUAUGCUCUUCUCAGUAUGAAGGCCGACACUGAUUAUCAAGUGGUAUGGCACUCUUCUUUAUCAGCUCUAUCCCAUCCUGUAGAGGCUUUGUGAAAAUAACUCCAUGUUAUCUUCUACAUAAUUUUGCAUUUCUUUGCAGAGAUAAGAUGUGAAUUUAUGGUAUAAGUUUCAAAAGUUUGGCAGAAUCCUUGAUCUAAAGUGAAAUAGAGUUGUAUUAUCUCCUAUAUGAGUUAAAACUUCUUGCAAUCAGUAAUUAGCCAUGCAUUUUGAGGGUAUGAAAGUUGAACAAAAUUUGAGUUUCUUGGUUGCAUGUUACAGAGUGUUGUACUAAACAAAGAUGAGUUGCAAUGAGUUUUAUAUAUUUAGUUUUCAAUUAUAAAGAUUUCUACAAAGCACGAAACAUUUCCGAUUCUUUCUGAUUUUGUGUGCAUGUUGUCGCAGGUUUAUUUGAAGAAUUAUAUAUAUUUAUUGAUACAACAUCUUCUAGUAUAGAUCUUAAAUGACAGCAAUAUCUGAAGUUACUUGUGUCUGCUUCCCCUCUUGAAAUCAACAUUUUUUUUUGAUUUUUCGGUACUUAAGUAAGGUCACUCAUCAGUGAGCAGGAAGUGUCUUCUCGAUACUUGUGUGAUGAAGGCCAAAAUUGGUUUUCUAACUUAUUAUUGU